This is a messenger RNA of Etheostoma spectabile (orangethroat darter), 2971 nucleotides long. Its product is annotated as cyclin-dependent kinase 5 activator 1. The record is from RefSeq and is a predicted model, not a curated record. Gene Ontology annotation, biological process: brain development; axon guidance. Bases 374 to 1297 code for a protein of 307 amino acids. The transcript has a single exon. Gene Ontology annotation, cellular component: protein kinase 5 complex; cytoplasm; growth cone. Gene Ontology annotation, molecular function: cyclin-dependent protein serine/threonine kinase activator activity; protein kinase binding. NCBI's taxonomy places the organism in Eukaryota, Metazoa, Chordata, Actinopteri, Perciformes, Percidae.
ACUCUAGUGAUUGGAUCAUUGAUUGGCUUUCUCAUUGGCUGGCUCAGCUGUCAGUCAGGAGCGGCACUCGCUGGGUUGUUUAAAUCCAUGACUUAAUGCAGGGUGACUAAUCUCCAUUUCUGCUGCAGCCAUAGGAUUGUGUCGCAGCGUGCCCCUGUCCCUGACAGAGCAUCUGCUGGAAUACAAGUCUUAAUAAAAGCAGCUCCAUCUUCGUUUUCUGCCGCCCAGGAGCCAUCAGACCCGGAGCAACCAAACGUGUAAAUGGAGUAUCAAUCGUUGUCGUGACUGUUCUUCGCCGCCUCUCACCCUGCAGAAGACUGCGUUGAAGUUGCAGCAGCAUCCAUACCCCCGCUGCUCUCUCCUGACCGCAGACAUGGGUACCGUGCUGUCUAUAUCUCAGGCGACGAAAAAGUCGUCUAUCAUGGACGCAAAGCUCGCAGGAGAGGCACACAAAAACGACAAGAGUCUCAAGCGGCCUUCAAUGUUCGUCUCCAUCUCCUGGAAGAAGCUGGUGGCAAAUCCGGCAAAGAAGAGUGCCAAGAAAGUGACCCCGAACCCGAUGCCCGCCUGCGAGAUCCCGUCCGGCCGAGUGGAGCAGCUUAACAGCGAAAAUACCAGGAAGACUCACCAAACCGAAGAGAAGAAAUCCAAAGCGCCGAUCCCGGUCCCGGUGCCCACAGUCCCCCAAGAUGCUGUCAUCCAAAACGGGAAGCCUUCCGCGGUCCAGAAGCAACCCAGCAGCCUGUCUCUGGUGUCACCGAGGCGGAUAGUUAUCCAGGCUUCAACCGGGGAGCUGCUUCACUGUUUAGGGGACUUCAUGUGCCGCAGGUGUUUUAAACUGAAAGAGCUGAACAGCGGAGAUGUGGUCAUCUGGUUUCGAAACAUCGAUCGGACUCUUUUGCUCCAGGGCUGGCAGGACCUAGGCUUCAUCACGCCGGCUAACGUGGUGUUCGUGUACCUGCUGUGCGAAGACACGAUAUCGGACAGCAUCGACAGCAAGGCCCAGCUGCAGGGCACCUUUCAGACUUGCCUCUACCUCGCAUACUCCUACAUGGGCAACGAGAUCUCCUACCCGCUCAAGCCGUUCAUGAUCGAAUCGAACAAGGACGUUUUCUGGGAGACGUCGCUCCGGAUCAUCAACAGGCUGAGUGCCAAAAUGCUGCAGCUGAAUGCAGACCCGCAGUUUUUCACCGAGGUCUUCCAGGACCUCAAAAACCAACGAGACACGUGCGAGGCCAACCUGGACCGACUGAGAAGGAAAAACACUUGUGCUUUUUUUUUUUUUUUUUUUUUUUAAAGAUUAGUUGCAAAUCCAGCAGCAUUGGUUUUGAAUGUAAAGGCCAACGUUGAAGGCUUCUCACGUCUGGGUUGAACAUCCCUAUAAUGAUGUUACAGCUUCGAUGUGUUUAGGAUACAGUGUAGGAGGUUUCUAUAAAUGCAUGCCAAUGGUAAUAUUGUCCUAUUUCGUCUUGUCCCUUGAGUGACGCAGGGAUUGACUACGUAGUACAAAGUGACACCCCCGUUUCAUUCAUGAUUAGGCCACUCUCUGAGUGUAAAGUAAAUGGAUGUCGCAAUGAGGUGCAGGUUCGAGGCGGGACCAGAACAGAUCUGUGUGCUUGUGAGAAGUCGGGCGGCGGAGCUGUCCGAGGUGCUGACCUCUGCUACCAAUUCUCCUCCGCUCCCUUCUAUUAGAGUCGCAUCGUCAAAACCGAGCCGAUCUGGCUUAAGAGGAUCAGAGUCAGACCAAUACACGUUCGGCACAUUAAACCUAAACCUCGUAAUAUUGCUUUUUUAGAUUCUCAACCAGCUGAUAGGUAAGCUGUUCAACGUGCAACAGAUAUAAGAAGUGUGUUCCCUUAAGGGGACAAAACAUGUUAGGCCUACUUAUGUAGAUGUCCCUCUAUUAAAGAGGUAGAAAAGCAAGUCUCCAUCUUCUGCUGAAAAGCAUCAUGCUGCAUAUGGCUUCAUAGCAUGCAUCUAUUUCCCACUCCUGUUGUGUUCAAAUAAACCACCUCACUUUAAAUUAAAAAUAACUUUUUUUCACCUUCUAACGUCAUUCAAAUGGGCCGUUGGUUUGAGGAUUUGUAAUAUAAUAUGAUAUGAUAUAAUAUGAUAAAAUAUGACGAUGGGGGCAGACAUUAUUAAAGGCAGUAUUUUCCUCCUGGAAUAAUUGCAGAGGUCAGCAUAACUAGAGACUGAAUUUUUCAAGAGAUUUUUUAAAAAUCUCAUAUGUGCCAACUACCAAAUACUCUUGGCCUGAAACUAUGUGGUUUACAUGUACAUAUCCUUCAUUUUAGAUUUGCUCUUUGUUGAAUUUGUAUCUGCCUGUUUUUGAAGUUGACUGUGUAUGCUGUAGUACAAGCAUAACAAAAAACAAAUAGAGCAUUAAGGUCAAAUGGUAUUUUUUGCCCUGCUCGGCAAAUGUGUCGUGAUCCUCAUUUUGACUGGGUUUGAAGGACGCUUCCUCAUAAUGUAAAUAUUGAAUGUGAAGGUGUCACUGUUCAGUGACUGUCAUUUCCACACAUCAUUGCAGUUUGUAUAAGCUAAAUGUGAUUUGACUGCAACUCUGAAACCAUGAUUAUAGGGCAACCUUGACAGUUAUUCAGUAUUAUGCUUCAAAAUAGUCAUUGUGAUGUUGUGUUGUGAAACCAUUGCUUGGAAUGUAGAAUAUAAUGCUGAUUUUGCACAGCUGUGAACAAACCUUGAUGUUUUGCACAGUGGUAUAACAUAAUGGUUGUGUGCCAGUGUUUCCUACCACGGACUGGAGUGUUCGCCAUUACAUUUUGCAGUUAAUGUCACUAAGGCUCACUCUACGGUUUUUCCUAUAUGUCAGCUAUGGAAUGUGAUGUUUAGAUGUGUGUGUUGUCUGUGGCUGCACCACAGUUGCAUUCACUAUCUAUACAUGUUAUUAAAGGUCAGUACAGUAAUUGUUUGUGGUAAACAUCGUGAAAUAAAUCCAAACUUCUGUAGG